Culex quinquefasciatus (southern house mosquito) is the source of this 2942-nucleotide messenger RNA. RefSeq names its product glycerophosphocholine phosphodiesterase GPCPD1. The record is from RefSeq and is a predicted model, not a curated record. Gene Ontology annotation, molecular function: glycerophosphocholine phosphodiesterase activity; starch binding. The transcript is spliced from 7 exons. Gene Ontology annotation, biological process: glycerophospholipid catabolic process. The coding region runs from base 389 to 2470 and encodes 693 amino acids. NCBI's taxonomy places the organism in Eukaryota, Metazoa, Arthropoda, Insecta, Diptera, Culicidae.
AUAUACAGAUACCUGAAAAGUCCAAGCAACCAAUUUGAUUGCUUUCGGGAAGAAACAAAUUGGGACGUUGUGCUGAUGUGCUGAUCACGAAGAUUAUUCUUGGGACUAGCAGGAAAAACGCUAAAGCAAUAAUUGUGUGACCUCAAUCUUAAGGCGGGUGUUAAUUGUUUUGUGCAAUUUUGCUCGAGAAAAGAAGUGGAAUGUUUUACUAUUGUGUGUUGGUACGAGUUUGAUGUGAAAAUUGUGUUAUUACUGCUGUGACGUAAGUGAGGAAACAGCAUCGUCCCAUUUUGUCCAUCGCCUACUAUUUUGAACUGGUUUGAACUUGAAAUUGGUUGCAGCUGGUGCUAUAUUUAAAAUUUAAAGAACAUUUUUUCAAGAUAUCAACAUGCAACGCUGGUGGUUUCUCGAGGAAAAGGAUGGCUCGGUCAACAGUGCUGCGUCGAGCAGCAGCACAGUCAAAAGGCCAAAACCGCCGAAACAACCCGGCGAUCGGCGCUACAAAUUCCGUGUGCUAGUCACCUACGGACUGCUGAAGGACGAAACCAUUGCUGUUACCGGAAGUUGUGACGCACUCGGAAACUGGGAGUCGGAACACUGUGUCCAGAUGCAACCGGAAGAAGGCGAGACCAACGUUUGGAGCCUGGAGCUCGAUCUACCUCAGGACGUUGCCGUGCAGUAUCGUUACCUCAUUUGCUCGGUCGAUCCCAGCAGCGAAAAUGUGCACGUGCGCCGGUUCGAAACGCACACGACGCCGCGCAGCGUUCCGGCCGAGGCCAGCAAGGCGGAGCAGGACUCCAAGCUGGACACGCUCGGCGAUAUUGACGGUGCGAUCAAGCUGGAUAAGGGGUGGCUUACCAGCGAAACCAUCAUACAGUUUAAGUUCUUUGACAAUCCGUUUGCGGUGAAGGAGCGCAUCAAAAAUCGUUUGCUCUUUGUGAAGAUAACCCCGAUGAAUCUUCGCAUCAAUGCCGAAUCCCAGAGUCCAACGGCGCUGUUGGAGGAGUCGCUGUCGAACGAUACGCGCGAAAACGGCACCGAUCAUCAGGCGUACGCUUUCACCGAGGUGACUUCGCUGCGCAAUCCAAAUUCUGUCUUCGAGCAGCAGUCCCAGUUUGGUUGUCCCUACAAUCCGGACGAUUUCCUAGUGUUUAACGUGACGGUGGCCGAGCCGGAAAAUGUGGCCUAUUUGGUUGAUUUGUACACGCACAGUUCGCGGUCGAAAGAGGACGAACCUCCGUAUCACCUGGGCUAUCAUUACAUCUUGCCAAACUUUCUGAAAAAGUCCGAGGGCAUCCUGGAGCUUCCGGUGACCUGUGCAAGCAAGCAUCGCCCAUUGGGAAUGAUGCGCAUCGAGUACCUGAAAGUAACACCUCUGCUUCCGUCAAAGUGCAACCUCGAGCGGUCGUACGUACGUUACUGGAACAAACGGUGGACCGGGCUGGACGUUGGCCAUCGUGGCUCCGGCACGAGCUUCAAGGCCAGCGAUGGCAACGUGAUUAGGGAGAACACAAUAGCUUCGUUGAAAAAGGCCGUUGCCCACGGCGCUGAUAUGGUUGAGUUCGAUGUUCAGCUGAGCAAAGAUUUAGUGCCUGUUAUCUAUCACGACUUUGAUAUUUAUGUAUCGCUGAAACGGAAAACGACCCUCGAGGCCAACGACAUGCUCGAGCUGCCGAUGCGUGAGUUGACUUUGGAACAGCUGAAGAACCUAAAGGUCUACCAUGUCGUAGAAGGGAGAACGCGCGAAGCGAAAUUUUUCGACGAGGAUCUUGACGAGCAUCAACCCUUCCCACAACUGGCGGACGCUCUGGACGUGAUCGAUCCACACUGCGGAUUCAACAUCGAGAUCAAAUGGUCCCAGAAGCUCAAGAACGGCACCAUGGAAGCGGAUCUACACUUUGACUCGAACCUUUACGUUGACUGUAUUCUGAAAGUCGUUCUAGAGAAAGCCGGCCCACGGCGGAUCGUGUUUUCCUGCUUCGAUGCGGACAUUUGCACGAUGCUGCGCCUCAAGCAGAACCUGUACCCGGUGAUGUUCCUGACGUUGGGGGUGACGAGCCGCUAUCCGAGCUAUCACGACCCGCGCUGCAACUCGAUCGAGAUGGCCGUGCGGAACGCUUGCGCCACCGAAUUGUUGGGCAUUGUGGCGCACACCGAGGAUCUGCUGCGCGAUCAAACUCAGGUGAACAUGGCAACCGACAACGGGUUGAUAAUAUUUUGCUGGGGAGAUGAUAACAAUAGCAAGGACACUAUCAAACAUCUCAAGAGCCUGGGUAUUCAUGCCAUUAUUUAUGACAAGAUGGAUAUUUUCUCGGACAAGGCCGUUAAAGAGAGUGUAUUCUUAGUGGGCGCACGUGAAUCGCAAGCAGCGCUUUUGCAGCAAAUCAACAUUGAAAACCGCUACGAGCAGGCCAACCAUCAUGACUUUCUUGACCAAAGCAAAGAGUCCUUAGCGAGUGCGGGUAAGUGAAGUGGACAGACGGGACCAGAUGCUGAAAAUCGGCGAUGUAAUGUAUCUUUUAAUGCUAAAUGAAAACAAAAUUAUAUUAUGAUUCACCAAAAUAAUCUUAUUCUAAUACAAAUAUAUCAACGAAUUUAUUAGACACAAUCCUUUUUGAAAUCGUUUGCUUUAUUUUCAAUCAUAUUUAAAUUAAACUUCUAGCAAACUCUAGCAAAGGUGCUUCGAAGGCAAAUAAUAACUUUAAGAAGAUGUUGAAAUUAUUAAUACUACAUAACUAGUUGAAUUAUGUUCCUUGUUUUUUUUUAAAUAUUUUUGUCCAAAGCAAAGGACAGAUAUAGAAAUAUGUUGAAAAUUAAAUCCGUAAUAAAAACUUGAAAGUUCGCCAGAUAAGCUUACAUGGGUCACACAAACAGCUGACGAUAGAGAACAAUAUAUUUAGCAAAUUCAUAUGAUUCCAAGAGGCCCUCAAUAGUCAACAAAA